Aureobasidium melanogenum CBS 110374 is the source of this 1470-nucleotide messenger RNA. RefSeq names its product peptidase M24. Lineage: Eukaryota; Fungi; Ascomycota; Dothideomycetes; Dothideales; Saccotheciaceae. The coding region runs from base 1 to 1470 and encodes 489 amino acids. The transcript is spliced from 9 exons. Gene Ontology annotation, cellular component: mitochondrion. The record is from RefSeq and is a predicted model, not a curated record. Gene Ontology annotation, molecular function: manganese ion binding; metalloaminopeptidase activity.
AUGAGAAGCUGUCGCACUCUUCUGAGGGCUGUCUCGAGCCUUCGGCCUGCCCUCUCGCUUACGAGACCAUCAUGUAUACCACACCUCUCUCGCCGUACCUUGGUCUCGGCUGCCGAGUUGCAGUUUGGCCAGCCUCUGCACGAGACACACCCGCAUCUCAUUGCGCCCGGUGAUCUGACUCCCGGAAUUUCUGCUCUCGAAUACCACCAGCGCCGCGCAAAUCUCGCCAAAGCUCUCCCCAAGAACAGCAUCGCCGUCCUCGCUUCUUCUGAUAUCAAAUACCGCUCCGGUGCCGUCUUCUACGAAUUCCACCAAGAACCGAACUUCUUUUACCUGACUGGCUUCAACGAGCCAGAAGCACUCGCUGUCAUCGAAAAGGGUGAUUCUGACGUCGAAUAUACUUUCCACCUCUUUGUCCGACCCAAGGACAUCAAAGCCGAACAAUGGGAUGGUGCUCGAAGUGGCAUCCAGGCUGCCUUGGACGUCUUCAACGCUGACGAGGCCGGAGACAUCAAUCGUUGCCAUACUAUUCUUCCAGACAUCAUUGGACGCGCCAAAGAAGUCUACACCGAUCUGCUCGGCACUACAACAAAGUCCGCUUUCAAGAGAUACUUCUCGAGUCUGAAAAAGGUCCCUUCAGAAGGCUUUGGCAAACUUUUGCAGGCGAACAAUGUCAGACCUUUGAGACCCAUCAUGAACAACCUUCGGGUCAAGAAGAGUGAGGCCGAAAUACUGAACAUGAGAAAGGCUGGCCAGGUGUCUGGUCGAGCAUUCACCGAGACUAUGAAGACACCCAUGACCACCGAGAAGGAUCUUUGGACCAUGCUCGAGACUGGUUUCAAGAUUGGUGGUCUAGACGGCUCUGCUUACGUGCCUGUGGUUGCUGGCGGCAAGAACGGUUUGAGCAUCCAUUACACUCGCAAUGACCAGACGCUCAAGGAGGGCGAGCUUGUACUGGUUGAUGCCGGCGGCGAGUACGGUGGCUAUAUCACCGACAUUACACGCACAUGGCCAGUCAAUGGCAAGUUCACAGAUCCGCAAAGAGACCUAUACGAGAUGAUUCUCAAGGUCCAGCGAAGCGUCGUAUCGCUCUGUCGCGAAGAUGCAGAUCUUUCGCUUGACAAGCUUCACCGUAUCACUGAAGAUGGGUUGCGGGACGGGCUCAAGUCUCUAGGCUUUAACAUGGAAGGCAAUGCUCUCGAAAUAUUGUUCCCUCACCACGUCGGACACUUUAUCGGUCUGGAUGUUCAUGAUGCUCCUGGACAUCCUAGAACGGGACGACUGACAGCCGGAGAGUGUAUCACAAUUGAACCAGGAAUUUAUGUUCCAAAAGACGAGAGAUGGCCCAAGCACUUCCAAGGGCUAGCAAUUCGCAUCGAAGACAGUGUGUGCAUAACAGAAGAGCAACCUUAUGUGUUGACAACAGAGGCAGUAAAGGAGGUUGUUGAUAUCGAAGCGCUCAGGCGUUAG